This is a messenger RNA of Alexandromys fortis (reed vole), 1984 nucleotides long. RefSeq lists its product as uncharacterized. The coding region runs from base 279 to 1844 and encodes 521 amino acids. The transcript has 3 exons. The record is from RefSeq and is a predicted model, not a curated record. Lineage: Eukaryota; Metazoa; Chordata; Mammalia; Rodentia; Cricetidae.
CUCAUUGGUCGGCCACUCAGCCAACCACCAACCAGAGUGGCCGUUGUUUGGCUGGUAUCCAGGGCCCUAGCCAAUAGAGACGAGGGUGCAUACUUUGCCGCGUUAAGAGUCGGGCUUUCGCGCCUGAGUGUGAGGAAAUUUCGAGACUUCGACGUCGAGCUCAGUCACUUGGCCUCUGACAUAACCGCUUGCGGCGCCCCGUGGUGAAAGACCUCACUUUCUCUGUGGUGAGUGGGGGAGAGCAUCUUCCCUCAGGCCGUGCCGCCUCUCCUGGCGACAUGAGCUCCCGGGAUGAGGAUAAGGUGUCCGCUCCUGAAGCCACCUUGGGGCAGGAGGGCAGGGAACGCUUAGAGGACCCCCUGAUCAGUCUCGGAGUUGCAGAGGGCUCGAGCCUCAUCAAAGGGCCUCUGAAGAUCGGAGAGGGAGAGGGCGGUCUCCCUGGGACUGAUAGCUGCGAGGAGGAGCCUUGGCCUAAGUCGGAAGCAACAAAGGAAGGAGAAAGGCUGCUUAGUGAGCCAGAAGGCAGGGCUGCUUCUCCCGUGGACCAAGAAGAUGUCGGCGUGGACUUCCUGCCCCAGCUCAGUAUUGAGGCUACAGCGAUAAUGCGAGAGCUGUCCAACCUACAGACGCGAAGAGUUUCCAGGUACCUGUCCCCACAAACCUGCGCCGCUGAACUGGCCGCUGAACUGGCCGCCCUUUGGGGAAGUGUAGAUGACAGCUCCAGCAGACGGGGGCAGGCCCUGAGCAGUGUUGAAGGGAAGCAGGUCUCGGCUAGCCCACUGUACCCCCGGGGCCUUGGGAGAAACAGAGCCUGGGUGGCCCCGAGAAGAGGUGUCACAAGUAGGAUGUUGAGCAGUGAAAGUAUUCAGUGUCCCUCCUCAUACCCUACAUCUUCUGAUGAGGCCAGUGAGACACAGAUGAUGAGGGUGACCAUUUGCCUCAAAGAAGGAGGCCAAGGCAAGUCCAGUGGCCUCACUGAGCUGGAAGACACAGGCAGACACACGACUGUCCAUGGCAGGGAAAGUUUCGUCCAUGUGCCCCCCUCUGUACUGUCCAGUGCUACCCGGACACUCAGCUCAAGCAUGGAGAAGCAGGCUUCAGGAGAGCUGAAAGGCUCCCUGUCUAAGAAAAAGCAAAGUGUGGUCUGGGGCAAAGAAGGGAGCAGACACAGCAUCCCAGGAACUGCUGCUUCCUCUGCUACUGCCAUCUCUGCUGUGGUCCCUGCCCCUGCUGCCACUGCUUCAGGUGCCAUUCCCAAGACCAGUCCUAGAAAGAAGGCAGCACAGGAGAAGCCUCAGAAGCAAGCCCAUGAGAAGUCUUUGUUAGAUCCCUCAAGAGGGCCCCUGGGAAGAACCUUCCCAGCAUGGGGACAGAGACUCAAAUCAGCUCCUGUAGGACCAUCCACCCUCCCCCCAAUCUCCGGGGUUGCCCUGCUAGGGAAGGGCAGUAAAGGCUCACUGCCUUCGGGGCCCAAAGAGUGCAAGCCCUUCUGCACUGGGAAGAAAUCCCUGGCGAAGAAGACAAAGGAAUCCCAGCUAGGAGCCAAAGAAGAUGAUGACUCCACCAGAGAUUCUGGCCUGCAGGCUCAACUUCCAACACACAGGGCAGAGCAACCCUGCAUGUUCAUGCAUCGUGGAGAAAUGAGCAGUGGAGACCCCAACCGAGCACCCCAGGUUCCAGGAAGCUCUCAGGUCUUGAGGCAGAGAAGUGCCCGUCUCAGAGCUCCUGCCUCUGCUGCUGAACAGGAUCCAACUCUGGAUCCUUUACUACCUGUUAGAGAGAGUCAGCCAGAAUUAGUACAAGGCACACCAGGAUGUCCGCAGGUAAGGUAUUCACAAAACUAAAUGCCAGCCCCAGGUAGCCCCUGAGCUGACAGCUCACAUUCUGUGCCAACGCCUGUCCCACACUCCACAGAGAGAGGACACCUCCUUCAUGUUUGAGGUUCUUUGCCAGUCUCCUCACAGGACUGUGACCAGUGAGAGGU